This is a messenger RNA of Chara braunii, 1830 nucleotides long. Lineage: Eukaryota; Viridiplantae; Streptophyta; Charophyceae; Charales; Characeae. The record is from the annotation of a GenBank genome assembly.
GGAGGCGAUCGUGCGGCGGCGGGCUUUAUAUCGAGGUUGGAAGGAAGCGAUAGAGGGUGGUGGCGAGGGUUGUCGUGGAGUGUUGUUGCUGACGGAGAAGACAGCAGUUGCAGUUGCCCCGCUUGCCGUCGUGAUCCGCAGCCAGAUCGAGAGAGCGGCAGGGACCAUGAAGGCCAGGCUUUCCACGCGUCGGCAGAGGCUGCUCGUGCAGAGGGUGGUGGACACCCCGGAUUGCAUCACCACUUCGGAGGCUGUCUUCCAGCUCUGCACCACAAUCGGGUGUGGUGUCGUUCCCUGGGCGACGCCUCGAUGGUGGAUAAAGCGUAGAAUAGGGGGCACUUGGAAGGGCUUGCGGGUCUGCGAUGAUGCGAGUGAGGACUUCUGGGAGAAGCUUCACAUGCCUAGGCGAGUUUUCAUGGAGAUCAGCGAAGCCUGUGCACCACAUCUCCAACGACAGGUUACCUUCUACAGAGAACUGCUGCAGCCGGAGCAGAUCGUCGUGUACGCAUUGUACCGGUGGGUGACAGGAGAGACGUAUAACAGCAGCACAUCGUCGUUCGGCGUGGGGAGAGCCUCUGGACUUAUCACGGUGUGUGAUGUGACAUCCGCGUUGCUUCGGGUGUACGCGGACAAGAUAUCGUGGCCGACUGGGGUGCAGAAACACGUCGUGCUGCGGGCAUUCUUGGAGAAGGGCUUCCCGAACUGCCACGGAGUGGUCGAUUGCACACACAUCUACGUGGACAAACUGACGAACGCGCCCAACGAGGAUUACUUUGACCGCAAACAUCAUUUCUCCAUGGUUGCGCAGGUGGUGGUCGACCUCGAUCUGCUCGUUCUGGAUGUUUUCGUUCGAUAUCUGGGGAACUGCCACGACAUCAGGAUCAUCCAGCUGUCCAGUUUGUCGAGGCGCGCAAAAGAGGGGAUGCUGUUUCGCGGGUCAUCUGUGACGCUGCCGGGCGGAGUGACUCGGAGAACCAACGGGUACAUCCUCGGCGACAACGGGUACCCUCCUUCGGAAUGGUUGGUGGUCCCGUACGGAGGAAUCAAUCAAUAUCCCGACGAGGAACGAUUCGACACGAAGCAGAAGGUCGCCAGAGGGGCUGUGGAGAGAGCGUUCGGUAGGUUGAAGGGCAUGUGGAGGUUGUUCCUGCGAACUCACAAGACGAACCUGGACACUCUGUCGCAGCAGUUUACCGCGGUCUGCAUUCUGCACAACAUUCUUCUCGAUGCAAGGAUCGAGUUUGACGAGAAUCUGCUAUGGGAAGUCGACCGGAAUGGAGUGUGGCGACGUGUGGAUUUGGGAAUUCAACUUCCCCCCAAGCUUGUGAGCAAUGCCACUUCAACGGACGAGGCUCUCAUGUUCCGAGACGCUUUGGCGGAGCGAAUGAAACACUUCUCCUACGGGGGAAGCGGAGAGGAUGAGCAGGAUGGAGAAGAUGCCGUCGAUUUUGUUGGCAGCUGGCAUGGACAGGAUGAUGGGCGAGAUGAGGUGGAUAUGCUUAAACACGUCGCAAAUCUUUGCGCGGUUUACGUGGAUGGGGUGUGGGAUGAGGAGCAGGGGUCCAUGGCAGAGGCGGUGGUUGACUUGGAUGUGGGGCAGGUAAAGGGUAAGGUUGGCGAGAAGGAGGCUGGCAACUACAUUAACAACAACAGCAACGGUAUCAACAACAACAACAGCAUCAACAGCAAGAACUUUGAUGGGAGGGUGGCGGAGAGGCGGUGGCUGUGGUGGAGGAGAGGCUGGUAAUGGGCGAGAUUGGUGACAAGGGUGGGGUGGAUGACAACACUAACAACAACAACAAACAACAACAACAAACAACAACAACACGG